Messenger RNA from Xenopus laevis (African clawed frog), 1056 nucleotides. RefSeq names its product protein lifeguard 1. The record is from RefSeq and is a predicted model, not a curated record. The transcript is spliced from 10 exons. Lineage: Eukaryota; Metazoa; Chordata; Amphibia; Anura; Pipidae. Bases 109 to 1056 code for a protein of 315 amino acids.
AAAAAACCCUGUGGUAGUGAAACCCUGUCACUGGCUGUCACUGACGUGUGUGCCAUAGAGGGAAAGAACAAGGACACGCAGGGAAGAGGAUAAAUAGAAGCACAACAAAUGGAGAAGAGUGGGGAGAACCUCAGCAGUUUUUCUAACGCCCAAACAAACUAUUCUUAUGCUCAGAAUCCAGUUUAUCCGCCAGCUAUGCCAGGUGGUCAUUCAGUGCCAGUUUAUAUGUCCCCUCCUCCUAGUUACAGUGAACACGAUCCAGCUGUACUAAAUGCCCCGAUCAGCAACCCGUCUUCUCAAGUCUUCCUCGGAGCUGACAGUUACCCUGAGCGUGAAGCAGAAGCUGGCCCUCCAGAGUACACUCUAGGUGUGUCCUACAGCAGCCCUUUCUCUGAAAGUGCCAUCAGAAGAGCUUUCAUCAGGAAGGUUUACAUAACCUUGGCCAUGCAGCUGGCUCUAACUGUUGGACUUAUCUGCAUGUUUAUUUUUUGGAAAAGGCUGAAGGACUGGGUUCAGGAUUACCCAUACAUUGUGUAUGCCCUCUGCCCCGCAAUCAUUAUUCUGGCUUUGAUCCUUGCAUGCUGCCAACAAGUGCGCCGUAAAGUGCCCUACAACUUCAUCUUCCUUGGACUAUUUACUGCAGUAGAAGGAUGCAUGCUUGGAACCAUAGCCGCACUGUUUGACGCUGAUGCAGUCAUGUGGGCUGGUGCAGCCACAAUAGUUGUCACAUUGGGACUGACCAUAUUUGCCCUACAGACAAAGUGGGACUUCACCAUGCUGUCUGGGGGACUGUGCGUUGCUUUGCUGGUGCUAAUGUGCUUUGGCAUUCUCUGUGCAAUCCUGAGGUCAAUGUACCUCAAUAUAGUGUAUGCGUCCAUCGGAACCUUCAUCUUUGGAAUGUACUUAGUUGUGGACACGCAGUUGUUAGUUGGUGGGAAACAUCGCUAUGCAGUAAGCCCAGAGGAAUACAUCUUCGCUGCCCUCAACAUCUACUUGGACAUUAUUAAUCUCUUCCUCCUGCUACUGCAGAAUUUUGGGAUCUGCGGUUCCAAUUAA